GUCCUGCGAGGGUCAAAUAUUUUCAUGUCGGAUGAAUAGAAGAAAAGAAAAAACGCGUUUGUUGUUUGAGAACGAGGCGAGCAGAAGUCUGGGCGAAGACGAGCUAGUUAGCUGACUGUCUGCUUGGGAGAUGGAGGAGCAGGAGAGAGCUAUGGAAGAGGAUGCUCUGGACUCAAAGCCUCCACUGACCACUGAAGAGGAUGAGCCCAAACACACUGUCCUCCACGGGUCUCACAUCACUGAAACACAGCAGGAGCCCAGGGAACCUGCACCUGAAGAGAAUGAGACGAAGCCACAGUUCUCCGAGCUGCUUGUUAUCAACAGCCUAGCUCCUCCAGACAGCUGGGAACCAGUCCACACUGAUAUCAAACUUGAGGAACUGACAAAGACAGAAAUGCUGAUACUGUCACAGACAGAGAAUCAGGCAGCGAUACAGACACAGGACCAGACAGAGACAUUAUCACAGACAGAUGAGUUUAUCAUACUUGAUCAGAAUGGACAGCCCCUACAGUGUGAACGCAUGGUGCUAGUGACCAGUCAGUCAGACAACGGAGAGAUGUAUGUUAUCCCCUCUAAUCAGCUAGGAGGGGCUCAGGUGUUACUUCCUAGAGGACACCUACUGGACAUCAUAGACCCUACAGGAUCCUGCGGGGAGAAGACUGCUGAUGAGAAAGAGCUUCACACCAUCACGUUAACAGCUGUUACGGAUGACAGCGGCAGUUUGACUACAGUACCAUCGGCUGUUACGGAUGACAGCGGCAGUUUGACUACAGUACCAUCGGCUGUUACGGAUGACAGCGGCAGUUUGACUACAGUACCAUCGGCUGUUACGGAUGACAGCGGCAGUUUGACUACAGUACCAUCGGCUGUUACGGAUGACAGCGGCAGUUUGACUACAGUACCAUCGGCUGUUACGGAUGACAGAGGCAGUUUGACUACAGUACCAUCGGCUGUUACGGAUGACAGAGGCAGUUUGACUACAGUACCAUCGGCUGUUACGGAUGACAGAGGCAGUUUGACUACAGUACCAUCGGCUGUUACGGAUGACAGCGGCAGUUUGACUAUAGUAACAUCGGCUGUUACGGAUGACAGAGGCAGUUUGACUACAGUACCAUCGGCUGUUACGGAUGACAGCGGCAGUUUGACUACAGUACCAUCGGCUGUUACGGAUGACAGCGGCAGUUUGACUAUAGUAACAUCGGCUGUUACGGAUGACAGCGGCAGUUUGACUACAGUACCAUCGGCUGUUACGGAUGACAGCGGCAGUUUGACUACGGUACCAUCGGCUGCGGCUAAGAGCUCGGCACAGAGCUCUCAGGUCUGUUUCACCUCUCUGAAACCUCUCCCAGCCAACGCCCCCAACUGGGCCCUGAGGCUUCAUAAUGCUGAGAAGAUAGGUGACUCAUACCGUGGCUACUGUAACACCGACACAGAGCUGGAGACCAUCCUCCUGCUCCACAAGCAGCAGACCAACAGUGUGUUUGGGACACGCCAGUCCCCCUCCCCUGCCAAGCCUGCCAGCCGCCUGAUGUGGAAGUCCCAAUACGUACCUUACGAUGGUGUCCCUUUUGUCAAUGCAGGCAGUAGAGCUAUAGUGAUGGAAUGUCAGUAUGGUCCAAGGAGGAAAGGCCUCCAGCCCAAGAAGGCUGCAGAGCAGAACAUCAGUCCGAACAUUGAUUACAAAGCUACAUGCCCUGCCAGGAUCUAUAUCAAGAAGGUGUGUAAGUUUCCUCAGCACCGGGUGCCUACGGAUCCUAACGUAGACAAGAGGGUUGUUCGUCAGGAACAGGAGAAAGCCUUCUUCAACCUCCGGAAGACCCUGUGGGACGUGGGCGGAGUCCUGAGGUACUACCUGCAGCUCCCCACCCAGAAAGCUCACCUCUAUCAUGACAUGGAGGCUCUCCUCCUGCCUCCUCCUCCAGACCUCCUCUUCCUCCCCAUGGAGGAGGAGGUGAAGCAGGAGGAGGAGGAGGAGAGGGGAUGUGUCUGUGAUGAAGGUGCGGAGGAUGGUGGAACCAUGCCAUCUCGUCUCCACCCCAGGGUGGCAGAGAAGAUCAGGGAGUUGGUGGAGCAGGGGUACCAUCAGGUGUACCAGGUCCGCAAACAGCUCAGGCGGUUUGUGGAGCGGGAGAUGUUUAAAUCAGAGGAGGUCCCAGAGAGACAUAACCUCUGCUACUUCCCAACCGUCAACGACAUAAAGAACCACAUCCACGAGGCCCAGAAGACCUUCCAGCAGGCUGGGGGGGGCACCACUGAUAUAACACAGGUAACUAGGAAGACCUUCCUGCAGGCUGGGGGGGCACCACUGAUAUAACACAGGUAACUAGGA
Molecule: messenger RNA, 2329 nt
Organism: Oncorhynchus tshawytscha (Chinook salmon)
Lineage: Eukaryota; Metazoa; Chordata; Actinopteri; Salmoniformes; Salmonidae
Gene: carf
Product: calcium responsive transcription factor
Exons: 11
Coding region: 131-2314 (727 amino acids)
Biological process (GO): regulation of transcription by RNA polymerase II
Cellular component (GO): nucleus
Molecular function (GO): DNA-binding transcription factor activity, RNA polymerase II-specific; RNA polymerase II cis-regulatory region sequence-specific DNA binding
Source: RefSeq, a predicted model, not a curated record